AUGUGGCGGGUCGUGCUGGCCGUCGGGCUCGGCGCGGCGCUCGAGGUGCUGCUGGGCUGGCUGCUGAGGCGGCGGGCGGCGGCGGCGACCGAAGUCAUCUUCUUUCCCUCGACGGUGACGUGCACGGAGGAGCUGCUGGCCGGGGCGCCCUGCGCGUGCCCGCUGCCGCACGGCGAGAGCGCGCUGGCCCGCCUGCUGGCGCACGUGCUGGCGGCGCGGCGCUCGCUCGACCUCUGCCUCUUCGCCUUCUCCAGCCCGCAGCUCGGCCGCGCCGUCGCCCUCCUGCACCGCCGCGGCGUCCGAGUCCGCCUCGUCGUCGACGCCGACUACAUGGCGCUACGCGGCUCGCAGGUCGGGCCGCUGAGGAGAGCCGGGAUUCAGGUACGCCAUGAUCAGGACAGUGGCUACAUGCACCAUAAGUUUGCCAUCGUGGACAAGAAAGUGUUGAUCACGGGCUCUUUGAACUGGACCACGCAAGCAAUCCAGGCCAACAGAGAGAACGUGCUGGUGCUAGAAGACCAGGCUUUGGUGAACAUUUUUCUAGCAGAAUUUGAAAAGAUUUGGGAAAACUACAAUCCUGCUAAUUAUACAUUUUUCUCUAAACAUGAGAAAACUGGGAUUGAAAAUGGAUAA
Messenger RNA from Protobothrops mucrosquamatus (brown spotted pit viper), 633 nucleotides. RefSeq names its product phospholipase D family member 6 (gene PLD6). Gene Ontology annotation, biological process: piRNA processing. The coding region runs from base 1 to 633 and encodes 210 amino acids. The transcript is spliced from 2 exons. Gene Ontology annotation, molecular function: RNA endonuclease activity producing 5'-phosphomonoesters, hydrolytic mechanism. The record is from RefSeq and is a predicted model, not a curated record. Gene Ontology annotation, cellular component: mitochondrion. Lineage: Eukaryota; Metazoa; Chordata; Lepidosauria; Squamata; Viperidae.